GCCAUACGUGUGUUCCUCCCUCCACUUUCCUUUUACUUUGUCCAUACCAGUGAAAAAUACCCUUUCUUUUUUUCUCUCUCACGCACGCUCCCACAGUGUCACUACCAUUGCAUACGUACUUUUAUACAUAUAUGGGACCAUUGUCCUUUGCUUCAAUAUUCUAGCUUUUUCGUGAAAGACACGAUCCCCACUCCCCUUCUCUUUCUUGAUUCCCUUUUAUCUUCUCUUCACUACUCCUUUCAUUCCGAUAUGGAAAUGGAGAAUCAUCAUCACCAUCAUCAUCAGCAUCAUCAAUAUGGUAUGCCUGAUCUUAGGCAACUACUCAACGGAAGGCCAAGUCAUUUCCAAACGGUUCAACAGGGUUCAGAGUUGUUUUCCUCCGGUGACCGGAACCUUCCGCCGCUGCAGCAUCACCACCAGUUUGAUAUGAUGCAAAUGGUGGGUAGACAAGUUGUUGGUCAUGAAUUGAUGCCUCGUGGUGGACUUCAUCACGAGUUCAGUUCUGCUGCUGCUGCUACUCCCACGGCUGCUAUGGCUGCAGCAGUCAAUAGUGGUUCAACACCGAGUGCUAGUUGUGGGUUCGAAGGUGAAGCUAUUGCCUUUGGAGGUGAUGGAGGAACUGGAAGAUGGCCUAGGCAAGAAACUUUAACACUUCUUGAGAUCAGAUCUCGGCUUGAUCCUAAGUUCAAAGAAGCUAAUCAAAAAGGUCCUUUGUGGGAUGAAGUUUCCAGGAUCAUGUGUGAAGACCAUGGAUACCAAAGGAGUGGGAAAAAAUGUAGGGAGAAAUUUGAAAACUUGUACAAAUAUUACAAGAAAACUAAAGAAGGGAAAGCUGGAAGACAAGAUGGUAAGCAUUAUAGAUUCUUUAGACAACUUGAAGCUUUAUAUGGAGAGUCAAGUAAUUCAGUUUCAGGCCAUAAUCAAUUUACUGGGAACGGUUUUGGGUUCCAUGGUACUCAAAAUUGCAAUAUUGGUCACUCUCAAAAGCUUUGUGAUAGCCUUAGUCUCUCAAAUUCCUUUGAAUUUGAACCUUCUUCUUCAGAUGACAAUGAUUUGAGCACUGAAAUGGAGAUCAAUGGUGGUUCAUCAGAGAAGAGGAAAAAGAAAAGGAGUGGUGGUGGUAGUAGUAAGUGUUGGAAGGCAAAGAUUAAAGAGUUCAUUGAUUUGCAGAUGAGGAAAUUAAUGGAUAGACAAGAAACAUGGCUUGAGAAGCUAACAAAGACCCUUGAAGAAAAGGAAAAAGAAAGGGUUUUAAGGGAAGAACAAUGGAGGAAAGAAGAAGCUGCAAGGAUUGAAAGAGAACAAAAGCUUUGGGCUAAAGAAAGAGCUCGGAUUGAAGCUAGAGAUUCUGCUUUAAUGGAGGCUUUACAGAACUUGACUGGUAAACAAUUAAAGGAAAUUGUUAAACCAGAUGAUUGGCAAGAAACUGAAGUUUCUAGGCUAAUACAACUUAAAACCACCAUGGAAGGUUGUUCUGAAGAGAUCCUAUGGGAAGAAGUAGCUGCUAAAAUGGCUUGUUUAGGCUUUGAAAAGAGUGCUUUAAUGUGCAAAACAAAAUGGGAAAGCAUCGGUGCUUAUUUAAUGAAAAACAAAGAUAGUAACAAGAAAAGAAAGGAGAACUGUGACUAUUAUCACAACAACAAUGAACCACUCUACAGUGACUCAGUGAGUCACUCUAAUGCUACUGCUGGUGCUGCUGGCAAUGGUGUAAACGACAGUUGCUUUCGUUUCUUAAUGGCUGAUGGUGAGAACUAUUGGGAAAGCUAUGGUUUGAAGCUCAACAAAGGAGAAAACCAAUGAAAAAAAAGAACAAGAUUUUCAAUAUUAUUCUAAUCCCACAUGAUGAGAUGUUUAUGCAAUUGGGUACGUACUGACUCUACUUUUACAAAUGUAUAAGCAAGAAGCUCACUGAUUUAUGAGAAUUUUUAUAUUUAUAUAUGUAUAGGAAAUUUGUGUCUUAUGUUGUUGUUAGCGACUGCACAUUUAUUAUUAAUACCAAUAAUGGGGUUUAAAUUA
Gossypium raimondii (Peruvian cotton) is the source of this 2016-nucleotide messenger RNA. Its product is annotated as trihelix transcription factor PTL. The record is from RefSeq and is a predicted model, not a curated record. NCBI's taxonomy places the organism in Eukaryota, Viridiplantae, Streptophyta, Magnoliopsida, Malvales, Malvaceae. The transcript is spliced from 2 exons. The coding region runs from base 250 to 1800 and encodes 516 amino acids.